UCACCUCGAACUGAAAAUACGCAUUUUGCAGCACUGCUUAAGCUAGACGUUUACCAAUACUUGCUUUCUGGAUAUUUUGGGAUUGUAGUGCCAAUAUGUCUCGCAGUGCCCGUCCUCUCACCUCCGCCCGUGUCUUUCACAAAAUCAAGGAGCUAAGCACACCGCAAACCAGCGCGGCAUAUGUGAUCAACCGGAAUCCCAGGAAUCUGGAGAGAUUACGCAUUGCCUACAAGCCGGGUGGCUAUCAUCUGGAGAAACCCGGUCGAUCCUACUGGCACACCCUGGAGAUCAAUACCAGCGGUCGGUAUGUCAGCGCCGAUGUCAAGCACUUCGAAAAUGGAACAAUUCUAAGUGCCAGCACCUCGGAAUGGGCCAUAAAACAGCAGCUCUACAAGACCAAUGAUACUUCGGCAUUUGUUAACCUCGGAAGAGUGCUGGCACAUCGUUGCCUGCAGUCGGGGAUCACAGAAAUGACAUGCAAUGUGGAUGCUGUGCCUGGGAGCAAGCUGGAGAAGCUGCUCCAAACCCUCCAGGAUAAUGGUGUCUCCUUCAAGGAGCCCGCCCGCCUGGCCAACUCACAGCCUUGGGAUGCCAAGCGCCACGAAAAGCCCUGGGAGAUAUCCGAGGAAUCCUUAGAACCCACAGCACCACCACCAAAAUCGGUUAAAUAACCCAGAAAAACCUUGUUUAGUUUUCGUUUCGUUUAGAAUAAACGUUGAUUAUUAUUGCUAA
Drosophila rhopaloa is the source of this 732-nucleotide messenger RNA. It is a transcript of the gene mRpL18, whose product is annotated as 39S ribosomal protein L18, mitochondrial. NCBI's taxonomy places the organism in Eukaryota, Metazoa, Arthropoda, Insecta, Diptera, Drosophilidae. The transcript is spliced from 2 exons. Gene Ontology annotation, cellular component: ribosome; mitochondrion. Gene Ontology annotation, molecular function: 5S rRNA binding; structural constituent of ribosome. The record is from RefSeq and is a predicted model, not a curated record. Bases 96 to 671 code for a protein of 191 amino acids. Gene Ontology annotation, biological process: translation.